Molecule: messenger RNA, 1245 nt
Organism: Paraglomus brasilianum
Lineage: Eukaryota; Fungi; Glomeromycota; Glomeromycetes; Paraglomerales; Paraglomeraceae
Source: the annotation of a GenBank genome assembly
AUGGAAGAUGAACCGUGGAUAGAUCAAGAAACAUUAAGAGGGAUAGUGAACGAUGCAGUCAGUACAGCAAUUUCAGACGCAUAUCCUCGUGAUAAAGACGCGCAGAAUAAACUUCUUAAGAUUGCUAUACAAUUUGAUGUUGCUUUUGAAGGCGUUUGUAGUCUUCGUGAUCUGGAAAUGUCAAUACAUCCUCUUAGCGAUAAAGAAAUUAAGAAGAAUAUGAGUGACUUGGAGAAGAAACUUACAAGGAGUGAAUCUUUACAUGCUGAAGGAUUGCGUCAAAAUUUAAAAGAAGUAUCCUUAUCUGAUUUGACGUGGAAGGACCCACUUGGUAGUCAGGUAGUAAGUGACGAUGCAGAUAUCGUGAAAGAAUUAGAUAAAACCGAAUAUGAUUCUUUUAUGGAACCGGCGGAGAAAAUGAAAGCAAUUGUGCCUGAUAUGAUUCAGACAAAAUGCAACGAAUUUGUGGAGAAUUUUGUUUGUAGAGAUUUAGAUACCUUGCCAGAGAAACUUAGCCAUGACAACACCUGGAAAGAAUCAGAAGAGGAUUUAGUUAAGAUUGCGGAUGAAAUCCUCAAUACUCUAGAUAAUAUAUGGAAGAAUCCCGCAUUUGGACCUGAUCUUGCAAGUGCACAGAGUGAGGGAACAUACGUGGCAGGAAGUGUAGUGGUUCCACUUCAUCGGGCCACAUUGAAAGGGCUUCCAACUGGAGGAACUAAUUUACUUAGCAUUGCGGAGCGACAGAGUGUAGCGAGUGCACACAGGAGAGGUGAAGGGAAACAAGGCAAACGGCCUGAUGUUAUGUUCAUUGAAAAGUAUGAUGACAGGUUGUAUGAACUUAUGUUUGUAGAGUGCUCACGUUUAGUAUGUCGCAAAAGCAAAAAGGAAAUGGAUGAGGUAAAGUUGUGGAGAGAAAUGAACGAUGGAAUGGCUUACAUACACCCUAGCUACAAACCUGAUAAGAACGAGUUCGGGAUCCUCGGAAUCCAAGUUGCUGAGGAAAUGAUGUAUUUUAACGUUCUUAUUAGGGAUACAGAUAAUAUUGAUCGGCUUUACCAUUUAUCGUCUGUCGAAAUUCCCGUACAGCCGACUGAUAGAGACCACGUAUUGCAGUUUGUAGAGACAUUGCUGCUUAUACGAAAUAUUAUGAUUGUCAAUAUUUCUUUGCUAUUGCAUGCACCAAUAGUUAGAUCAGAGCGACAAAAACGAAGAAGAAGCUCUACAGUAUCUUCCGAUCCGGAAUAA